UGGAUAGUACUAUUGAUACUGAAAUGGCUACCCUGGGAGUGCUAAUUGGCCUGAUUGUAGUCGUGGUAGCCCUGUUGCUGUACGCAGUUACUAUUACUUUCUUGCUCAUUCAGCUCAGACGCAAAGUACCAACCAGGACUGAAGAGAACGGACCAGAUCCUUACAUGGAUCUAGGACCCAGACCCGAUGCAGACACGACAUACCAGGAGAUGGCUAUCACCUCGACGGCUUCGUCCAAAAAACCAGGAGAAAGACGUCUACCAUCAUCAAACCUGAUUUAUGAGAACCAGAAUGUUUCGCAGUCUGCAAACGAAAUAAAUGAGGGUGUUGAUUACGAAAAUGUACUGACCCCAAUGUAAGACAAUUGGAAGCUUCAGAAAAUCAUAGUAUGCUCGUCAGCAAUUUUCUGUUGUCUUGAUUUUCAUUCACAGAUAAGAACAUCAAUGGAUUAAUUCGGUUAUUCUUCUUCGAAAGCAAUACAAAAUCUAACAUAACGUCUUACUUAAAUGAUACUAAACAUUGGCAAAAGUAACUGGAAAAAAAACAUUACUUUUAUAUAGCUUAUUAUAUUCAAAAGAUACAGGUCUACUAUCUGUACUGUGCUAGGAAUAUUGUAAUCAAUUGAAUUUUGGAUAACAUCUUUUUUACAAAUAUUGGUUUGAUUGAUGGGUUUGAUUUAUUGGUUUCUGCAUCUUUUUUCUUUUUUUCAUCAUACAUUUUCAUGAACAUAA
Messenger RNA from Strongylocentrotus purpuratus (purple sea urchin), 731 nucleotides. RefSeq lists its product as uncharacterized. Lineage: Eukaryota; Metazoa; Echinodermata; Echinoidea; Camarodonta; Strongylocentrotidae. The transcript has 3 exons. Bases 24 to 359 code for a protein of 111 amino acids. The record is from RefSeq and is a predicted model, not a curated record.